AUGCUGCUCGAUCUACCCACAGAGCUGAUUCAGAUUAUACUGGGGUAUACAAGCGCCUCGACAUACAUACAGGCAGCCACAUGCUGUAAGUCUUUGUAUGCAAUCGCCUCAGCCUCGCGCAAUCUUAUUCUAGCCCAUCUACAACGAACCCCAGGCGUGAAGCGUGGUGUCGACGUUUGUUCUACACAGGAACUCUUCACGCUGCUGCAAAGACGUGUCGCAGGCUCGCUACUCAACGCAAGCUUCUACGCAGAUCGGACUACUUGUACCUUCAACGGCAAGAAGCAUGACCUUGACGCUUCAUCUAUAGGCCGCAUAGGGAAAUCUGGAGCUCUUGCACUGGUGUUGAAAGAUGACCCACGGAUCCAUCUGGUCUAUGUAGACUCGAAUGGGACUAUAUCCUUUCAACGGUCUCUCGAUUGUUCUCCGCUGGAGCCCGAAGAAUACCCAGGAACGGUUGUCAAGACUGCAUUCGCAAACGAUGAUUCCUUGGCCGUUCUAGUGCGUGGACAAAAGAUUAAAGACAAAAUAGAUAUCGACCAUGUCUUUUCUGACCAAAUGGAGAGGAGCAUCGCGGAUGCUUUUUAUUACUAUUUUUUUCAUAUCCCUUUGACAACCGAUUCUUCUCCCAGUAUGUGCAGGUUAUACGGACGGUACAAUUUCAAACCACAGGCAUUGGCAUGUACAAAAAACCCCACAUUACGAUUUGCUAUAUCGUGGCAGGAUCGCCUCGACGACAUAAACCAUGAGGUCAUAUUCUAUCGCACUUGGGAUGAUGACUCUGAAGUCGUCGAUAAGCAGACUGGCCUCUGUUAUCUUAAAUAUAAAAAGAGAGCAGUGGCCGAUGAGGGUGGCUACCGUCCGUUUCAACCCCAGAGCCGACGAGCCGCUUGGGCCAAAUUUGAACGUCAGCCAUUGUGGAAAUUUGGACCGGUAAAAAGGAUCAAAUUAAAUGAUUGUCAGGCGUUUUAUUCCUACCAAGGCUCCGCGCUGUUUGAUUAUUCCCAAAUUGUCUCUCCUGACGACGGGGGGAUUUCUCUGUCUCCUCACACUGAGGGACUUUCUCGUCCUCUUGAGAACCUCAGCGAGGUGCAGUCAUUCGACAUACCUUUCACCGUGAGUACUCCAUUCUUCAGGAGGCAUGACAUAAAAGAGGAUGGUUGCAAUCACCAGUACCUCUCCUUUGGAACGGCAACCCCCCCGGAUGGACACUGGACAGUGGCAUGCGUAUUGAAAAACCGGGACGAUUUUCAAUAUGUAACCUGUGAAAACAUCUAUGAACCAGAAUGGGAAACAUUGUUUCAACAUUCGUGGGUCCCAGUUGCUCGCCUUUUGGGAUACCAAAAGCCAUCGAUUAACACAAUAGGUUGCAGCCCUGCCACUUCACCACAAGGCACCCGCAUUGCAAUUUCCAAUUGGGAUGUCGUUUAUGUCUGGGCUCUAAAUCCAAUGGGGCUGACUGAAAAUAAUUGGAGAAGUAAUAGUUAUUACCCGAACACCUGGCGAUCCUACUCGUCGUGGUCUCAUGGGCUGGUGGAAUUGCGCCCUGCAGUGUUUCGCUUGGAAGCGGUUUGUUUUAACAUCAUCUUUACUGAGAACGAAGAUAUCAUCAUGGCAUUGACAGAUAAGGGGCUGGUGACAUUGGACUUGAGACCACAGGCACAGCGCCGCCGGCUCACCUUGGAUAUGCACAUUCCUUAA
Molecule: messenger RNA, 1701 nt
Organism: Talaromyces rugulosus
Lineage: Eukaryota; Fungi; Ascomycota; Eurotiomycetes; Eurotiales; Trichocomaceae
Exons: 2
Coding region: 1-1701 (566 amino acids)
Molecular function (GO): protein binding
Source: RefSeq, a predicted model, not a curated record